This is a messenger RNA of Alligator mississippiensis (American alligator), 3692 nucleotides long. RefSeq names its product homeobox A10 (gene HOXA10). The record is from RefSeq and is a predicted model, not a curated record. The coding region runs from base 1366 to 2472 and encodes 368 amino acids. Gene Ontology annotation, cellular component: nucleus. Lineage: Eukaryota; Metazoa; Chordata; Crocodylia; Alligatoridae. The transcript is spliced from 2 exons. Gene Ontology annotation, molecular function: DNA-binding transcription factor activity, RNA polymerase II-specific; RNA polymerase II cis-regulatory region sequence-specific DNA binding. Gene Ontology annotation, biological process: regulation of transcription by RNA polymerase II.
UGGGAGCCUCCCGAGGCAGCCGGGCCCUUGCUGCUCUGACCCGAGCAGCACCUCUGUGCAGUAAACAGAGGAGCCAUCUCCCUUGCAAAAACCUGGAUAAAUCCCAAGCAGCCCCAGACUUUGUACAUUAAAAAAAAAAAAUGGCCAGCCUUUCUCCGGGCUAGCGACAUGGCUCCAAAGUAGCAGAAUCCAGAGAGGAUGGCAGCGUGAGCCAUUCAUUACAAAAUCCAUCUCUCCCUCUGUCUGCGUGCCUGGCUGUCUGUCUGCUGUGUGUCUGCCCUGCCCGACACAGUUCCGCCGUGACUGUACAGCGCUGUCUAUGCCUCGCUGUACAGUCGGUGCCUCGCUGAUGAAAGAGCCGGUCCGCUUGAAUAGAUUAAAAGGGAAAAUUAUUUCCCUAAUGGGAAAAUUAAAAAAACAAUUACCCAAAUAUAAACAGAGGCAUAAGCGAGGGGGGGGGGGGGGAGGGCUUUGGCACCGGGAGACAAUCCAUUUGAACCCAGGUUUGGCUUCUUUCUCUGACAUCCAUUUAUUUUAAAUGAACAUCUUUUAAAUGUUAAUCAGGAAGGGCCCGGCAUUAACUAAAGUCUGGGAAGAGGUAAUCACAGCGUCAGGUCUCCCAUCGUGGCAUUACCCCCAGCCCCCCCUUCUCUAGCUAUCUCGAGGAAAUUGCAAACUCGCUUACAAUACUAACUGAUGCUUUCUGGCUGCGAUAGUACUCUGGAAAGAGCUCGUUCCCGGAUACUUUAACGCUACCCACGCCAGAUCCGUAGGCAGCUCCAAAUGGCCCGCGAUAAACAAUAACAAAUUUGAUUUUUGGUUCAAGUAGGCAACCGAGUACAAUGGCACGGAGUUGAACCGUGAAAAGCAGGGGCGGGGGCCGGGGCUUUAUUAAUUUAAUCACAGACAGAGACCGUGCAGUGAAGGGAACACGCAUUACUUCCGGAAAGCCCAACCGGGGGGAAAGAAGUGACAAUAAAAGGUUCGUUUAUAAACCGCUUCAUCCUAGGUACAAUAAACAUCAGAUUGCUCGGCUAUUUUAUAGUAGUGCAUGUGAUAAUAGAAGAGCAUAAGUUAUGGCAAGGCUGAAGUCAGGGACUUUUUUUUUCCUCCCAGCGUGUAAACUCUCCCCCCCCCCUCGCUCUACACACACGUACAGCAUAUGUAGGUGUGUUAUGUAGAAAUAUAUAUCACACAUUAAUAUACAUAUAUAUUCUAAAUUCAGAGGUCGACCUGAGACCAGCUCUGUGCAUACGAAACCAAACUGGGAGGGGUUGGUGUUAAGGCCUGGGUUUCCAUUGGCUGCAAGCAUUUGCCGUGGUGCGGGGGUAUCUCUAAUCAUAUUCAGCAUGUUUUGCACAAGAAAUGUCAGCCAGAAAGGGCUAUCUGCUCCCUUCGCCAAAUUAUUCCACAACAAUGUCAUGCUCAGAGAGCCCGGCUGCAAACUCUUUUUUGGUAGACUCCUUGAUCAGCUCAGGCAGAGGGGAAACAGGAGGAGGAGGAGGAGGAGGAGGAGGAGGCGGCGGCGGAGGCGGCUACUAUCCCACCAGUAGUGUCUACCUGCCACAAGCGCCCGAUCUGUCCUAUGGGCUGCAAAGCUGCGGACUUUUUCCAGUUUUGAGCAAACGCAAUGAAGGUACUUCUCAAAGCAUGGUCCCCACGUCUCAUCACUACAUGUCAGGGAUGGAGGUCUGGCUAGAUCCCCCAAGGUCUUGUCGCAUGGAAGAGCCUGAGAGCCAGCAGGCCACCUCCUGCUCCUUUGCUCAAAACAUUAAGGAGGAGAACUCCUACUGCCUCUAUGACUCAGACAAAUGUCCUAAGGGGGCAACUGCCACAGAUCUAUCUACUUUCCCAAGGCUAAACGCUGAGGUUAGUUCUAUGAACAACGUGAGUGGGGUUCCUGUCCCAGGCUACUUCCGCUUGUCUCAAGCCUAUGGCACUUCCAAGAGCUACAAUACUGGGCAAGUUGGUGCUUCCCAGUUCACACCGCAGCCCCAAGUUCGUUUUGAUACGCCUCCAUCUUUGCCUUCAGUCCCAGCAGAAGCGGGGAGGAAAGAGAGCGGAGAGGCUUCCCCCACUACCUUGGCUUGUGUCUCCCAGAGGGAGGAAGAGGCGCAGGCUUCGUCUUCGACUGCAGAAGAGCUCUCCCCAGCUCCGUCAGACAGCAGCAAAGCCUCUCCUGAGAAAGAAACCGUAGGCAAUGCAAAAGGAGAAAAUGCAGCAAACUGGCUGACCGCAAAAAGCGGCAGAAAGAAGCGGUGCCCUUAUACCAAGCAUCAAACUCUCGAGCUGGAAAAGGAGUUUCUGUUCAAUAUGUACCUGACUCGUGAGCGUCGCCUAGAGAUCAGCCGUACAGUCCACCUCACAGACAGACAAGUUAAAAUCUGGUUUCAGAACCGCAGAAUGAAACUGAAGAAAAUGAACAGAGAGAAUAGGAUUCGGGAGCUCACAGCCAACUUUAAUUUUUCUUGAUGAACCCAUAAACACGUUUUUACGGUUUAAAGAGCCAGUAUCAUUUUCCUAGGCUUUAGUAAUCCGCACCUGUAUGGAUUAAGGAUUUUAUACAUUCUCAGUAUGUCCAUAACCUCUUUAUAGCUAUUUCUGGGGGAAAGAGCCAUAAAAUCGUGCUCAAAAUGCCAUGUAUGUACCGCCCUCGGUCCAUUAAAGCUUCCUCGCUCUUAUUGUUCUUUUAGUUCUUGAAAGACAGAAAUAUUAUUUCGAGAGCUACAAAUAGUUUUUCCCCCCUCUCUCUCCCCAAAAUGUAAACAAUCCCAGUUAAAGGCACAAUACAAUGUUCAAUGAUAGAAGGGAUGUCUGGGCUGUAUUUAGCUGAAUAAUGCAUUAUUGAAGCCUUGGCUAUCUCCUCUAUAAGAGAAGCUUAGCUUUUCUUGCAAAAAAAAAAAAAAAAAAAAAAAAAUCAGGGUUUACAAUAAUGAAACGCAGGCAUGCUUUAAAACGGAGGGCUUCGUGGGGACUGGGGUGAAAAGCGAUUUUCUUUUCUUUUCCCUUUUCCUCCCUUUUAUCUUCUUUUCUAAAAAAAAAAAAAUCAAUAUUACAGCUUUAAAAUUGGCCAGGAAAAUGAAAUCUCUUCUCUUUAAGGAUACAAAAGGUCUCGUGUUACUUCUGGACUAAAUUAUUACACUUACCUCUAAAUUUCUCUCUCCCUUUCUGGUUGUAGAUAUUUACUUAAUGUAGUUUUGCUUAAAUUUGUGGGAUUAGUGGAUUUUUGUCUAUGAAGUACGUUACCGUUGGUAACGCGUGACAAGCACACAACAAUUCGCCCUGUCUUGAGAAAAAAUAGUCACUUUUUCUCACUAAGUUCAUCGAGAAGUGUCUAUGGCGAACAUCAGAAGGAUUUUCUGAGCCAGAGUUGAAGGUAGCGAGGGAGAAUAUGUCGUCUUUCCUUUAUACUGUGAAGCUACAUGCAUUAAAAGGGUCAAACGUGGAGGUGCAAAGAAAAAAAAGAGGGGAAAACAUUAUAAAUACAGAUAUGUAUAAAUGUCUAUUAUUAAAAUGCCGAAACUGUUUUAAGCAAAUGCAUUCUAUCGUUAUUAUAAAUGUUAGUUCUAGCUAUAUCUAGUUCUUACCUUAAAUCGGAAUAAAUUAAUAUUGUAAUGCUGCUGUGCGUGAAAAGACGAUGUUUAUGUUCUCAUAGAAGAAUAAAAGACGUGGAAUGAAUCCUUUUAAUUUUA